Molecule: messenger RNA, 1234 nt
Organism: Oryza sativa Japonica Group (Japanese rice)
Lineage: Eukaryota; Viridiplantae; Streptophyta; Magnoliopsida; Poales; Poaceae
Source: RefSeq, a predicted model, not a curated record
CUAGCUUGCAAUCAUCUCCCAGUGAUCCAUAUGCCUCUGCCUGAAUAUUAACUCACCAAAUGGUUCAAGGGAUCACAUUUUGCUUCAUAUUCAGUAGCCAUCCAGAGUUCCCCAAGAAGCAAGGCUGCCAUGCUUCUUUAAUCCAGUGCUGCAUUUUAUAAGCAGCUUUGUUGCCAAUUCAGUUGCAUAACCUGCACAUAUAAAGAGGGACUGCAGGCUAGGUGUGCUAGAAGCAGAAUCUCAAGCUGUGAGGGAGUAGUAACUGAAUUUUGAUCAGUUCAUUCAGUUGCAUGUCCUUGCAUGCCAUGGCCUGUCUCAAGCUCAGACAUGUGUGCCUCACUGUGGUGCUCUUCUCCAUUGGUAUCUCCAGCUGUAGAGGGCAAGGAGGAGGGGGAGCAGGUGGUGGUGGUGCAGUAGUUCCAGGGACACAGGAUGCAAUCCAGAUUGUGGCACAAGCUGCUCUCUGCUUUGACAAUAGACAAGUGAUCAACGGGUGCCUGCAAUCGAUGGGCAUCAACGUCACCACCACAACCGGUGGCAGCGGCGCCACCACGUCGGCUCCGGCGGCGGCGAACGGGUCGGCGGCGGCGACCAUGUGCAGCGCGCCGUGCUUCGGGCAGAUGACCAUGAUGAUGGGGUGCGUGAACGGCAUCUUCGGCAACUUCGCCGGCUACAGCCCGGGCCUCAUGCAGGGAGUCCAGGCCGUCUUCCAGAUGGCCUGCGGCAACGUCAAUGGCCAGGGCGGCGCCGGCGCCGCCGCCGGUGGCGGUGGCGGUGGCAGUGCAGGAGCCUCCGGCGGUAGUGGUGGUGGUGGCGGCGGCGCCGGCGGUGCUACUGGUGGUGGCGCUGGAUCGGGGAAUGCUUCUCCUAAUUCAGGCUCACACGUGGCGGUAAAGCGUCCGGGUUAUCCGACCAGCGGAGCAGCUGGGCCCACUGUCAGCCUCACGAGGGUGUUUUCCUCUCUGCUAAUCGUCUGGGCUGGAACAAGGCUGAUGGCCUGAUUGAUUGCUGCUGUUCGAGCAGCUUUUGACUGGACACAGGCAAACGUUGCUGAAGAGUUCAAAGAUGUGUUGUGUUUUCUUUUUAAUUUCCUGAAUAGUGAAUAGUACUGUAGCAUAUUGAUAUUGAUUUCUACAACCCACGCACCAGUGCUGAUUUCAUGUAACAACAAUCUGUAAUUUGUACGUCUUUUGAUUUGAUGAAUAAUAAAUUUGAUGCGUGUUUGUUUCCUUCA